This is a messenger RNA of Rhipicephalus sanguineus (brown dog tick), 474 nucleotides long. RefSeq names its product complement C3-like. The coding region runs from base 1 to 474 and encodes 157 amino acids. The transcript has 5 exons. Gene Ontology annotation, cellular component: extracellular region. NCBI's taxonomy places the organism in Eukaryota, Metazoa, Arthropoda, Arachnida, Ixodida, Ixodidae. The record is from RefSeq and is a predicted model, not a curated record.
AUGACCACGCUCACGCGGUCGCUCGAGAAAUUGCCCACCGAGCUGCCCGGCAUGGCGGGGCCGAGAGUCCAGAUCAAGUCCCUCGAGGACAAUGUGACAGGCAUGGCCAUACUAGACGUCGGACUAAUGACAGGAUUUAAGCCCAUAACAGCCGACUUGGAUAAGCUUGUCGUCAACAGAACCGUGGAUCACUAUGAGCUGAGCCAAAGGAGCGUGGUGCUUUACCUCCAAACCAUUCCGGCAGACAGAGACGUGUGCGUCGAGUUCGACCUGAACCAAGAAUUUGCCGUGGGCAAGCUGCAGUCAAGCUCCGUCAAAGCCUACGCGUACUACAAUCCUGAUAUAUCGUGCACCAAGUUCUAUGCACCGAACAGCACUAGCCCUUUGCUGAAGAUGAAGUGCGACGAUCCGGGACAGUCGGAUGUUUGCACGUGCUUGGAGGAGUCGCUUCUAAACAAGCUAAAGGGCACCUAG